Messenger RNA from Ficedula albicollis (Collared flycatcher), 1059 nucleotides. RefSeq names its product basic salivary proline-rich protein 2-like. The transcript is spliced from 2 exons. The coding region runs from base 1 to 1059 and encodes 352 amino acids. The record is from RefSeq and is a predicted model, not a curated record. NCBI's taxonomy places the organism in Eukaryota, Metazoa, Chordata, Aves, Passeriformes, Muscicapidae.
AUGGCUCAGUCACAUCCAUUACUUGCCAGAAGGAGCUCUGCGCAACGAAUCCCGGCAGCCCGGCAGGUUUUAAAAGCCGGAGCACUCGCCGUGAUUAGAUCCGCCGUGAGCUCCCCCCGCUCCGGCACGGGGGGGCUCGGGGACCCGGCGCUGCCCGCACGGAGCUCCGCGGCAGCAUCCUCUGGGAUCAACCUCCGCAGGGAUGGGGUACCUGAGGGAUCAGCAUCCUCUGGGAUCAACCUCCGCAGGGAUGGGGUACCUGAGGGAUCAGCAUCCUCUGGGAUCAACCUCCGCAGGGAUGGGGUACCUGAGGGAUCAGCAUCCUCUGGGAUCAACCUCCGCAGGGAUGGGGUACCUGAGGGAUCAGCAUCCUCUGGGAUCAACCUCCGCAGGGAUGGGGUACCUGAGGGAUCAGCAUCCUCUGGGAUCAACCUCCGCAGGGAUGGGGUACCUGAGGGAUCAGCAUCCUCUGGGAUCAACCUCCGCAGGGAUGGGGUACCUGAGGGAUCAGCAUCCUCUGGGAUCAACCUCCGCAGGGAUGGGGUACCUGAGGGAUCAGCAUCCUCUGGGAUCAACCUCCGCAGGGAUGGGGUACCUGAGGGAUCAGCAUCCUCUGGGAUCAACCUCCGCAGGGAUGGGGUACCUGAGGGAUCAGCAUCCUCUGGGAUCAACCUCCGCAGGGAUGGGGUACCUGAGGGAUCAGCAUCCUCUGGGAUCAACCUCCGCAGGGAUGGGGUACCUGAGGGAUCAGCAUCCUCUGGGAUCAACCUCCGCAGGGAUGGGGUACCUGAGGGAUCAGCAUCCUCUGGGAUCAACCUCCGCAGGGAUGGGGUACCUGAGGGAUCAGCCCCCUCGUGGAUGAGGCCCCCUCAGGGAUCAGCCCGCUGUGGGAUCAGCCCCCUCGGGGAUGGCCCCCCUCAGGGAUCAGCCUUCUGUGGGAUCAGCCCCCUCAUGGCGCGCCGAGUGCGGGCCGUGAGAUUUCCGUGGGGUCCGCCGCGGCUGCUAAAAAUUCGCUGCGGCUCUGCAGGAAAGCGAAUGCAAAGCUCUCCACACAGUUAG